Xiphophorus couchianus (Monterrey platyfish) is the source of this 1583-nucleotide messenger RNA. RefSeq names its product calsequestrin-2-like. The record is from RefSeq and is a predicted model, not a curated record. Lineage: Eukaryota; Metazoa; Chordata; Actinopteri; Cyprinodontiformes; Poeciliidae. Gene Ontology annotation, molecular function: calcium ion binding. The coding region runs from base 108 to 1340 and encodes 410 amino acids. Gene Ontology annotation, biological process: regulation of cardiac muscle contraction by regulation of the release of sequestered calcium ion. The transcript has 11 exons. Gene Ontology annotation, cellular component: Z disc; sarcoplasmic reticulum lumen.
AUGAGGUGAGGAAGAGGAGGAGACAUAGGACAAAAAGAGAAGAAGAGCUGGAGCUACAGAGAAGCGAAAAAAUUAAACGUUUUUAUUCAACUAAACAUCAUUCAGCGAUGAAGCACAUCCUGCUGGCCGUUCUUUGGUCCGGCCUCAGCCUCCGACUGGUUCUGCACAGCAGAGCCGAGGAAGGUCUGGAGUUCCCGAACUUUGACGGGAAGGAUCGGGUUCUGGACAUUAACGAGCGCAACUACAAGAAGGCCCUGAAGAGGUACGACCUGCUGUGCCUGUUCUUCCACGAGCCGGUGCCGAACAACAAGGGCCUGCAGAAACGCUUCCAGAUGACGGAGCUGGUGCUGGAGCUCACAGCUCAAGUCCUGGAGAAUAGGGACAUUGGUUUUGGGAUGGUGGACUCCCAGAAAGACGCCAAAGUAGCAAACAAACUGGGUCUGCAGGAAGUCGGAAGUGUUUAUGUGUUUAAGGACGACCGCGUCAUUGAGUUCGACGGGGAGCUUUCAGCAGACACCUUAGUGGAAUUUCUAUUGGAUGUUCUGGAGGAUCCGGUGGAGAUCAUCAACAACGCCAUGGAGCUGCGGGCCUUCGAGAGGAUGGAGGAGGACAUCCGCCUCAUCGGCUACUUCAGAGGAGAGGACUCCUACUACAAAGCUUUCCAGGAAGCUUCAGAGAGAUUUCAACCUUACAUCAAGUUCUUUGCAACAUUCGAUAAAUCUGUUGCCAAACAUCUCUCCCUAAAGAUGAAUGAAGUGAAUUUCUACGAACCGUUCAUGGAGGAGCCGGCCAUCUUGCCUGGGAGACCUCUGUCUGAGCUGGACAUCGUUGAGUUUGUCAACCAACACAGGAGGGCUACACUGAGGAAGCUGCGGGCAGAGAAUAUGUUUGAGAUUUGGGAGGACGAUAUGGACGGGAUACAUAUUGUUGCCUUCGCCGAGGAGGAAGAUCCAGAUGGCUACGAGUUCCUGGAGAUCCUGAAAGACGUGGCGAGAGACAACACCAACAAUCCGGAGCUGAGUAUCGUCUGGAUCGAUCCUGACGACUUUCCUCUGCUGACCACUUACUGGGAAAAAACCUUCAAGUUGGAUCUGUUCAGGCCCCAGAUCGGCGUAGUAAACGUCACAGACGCGGACAGCGUUUGGCUGGAUAUGUCCAACGACGAGGACCUGCCCACGGCGGAGGAGCUGGAGGACUGGAUCGAGGACGUCCUGUCCGGCAGGGUGAACACCGAAGACGACGACGAAUUCGCCGAUGAGCGGGAAGACGAGGUCUACGUCUCAGAAGACGGCGACGGAAAUCCGGAAGACGAGAACGACGGAGAUGAUAGAGACUAUUAGCCUGCAAGAGUUAAAGUUUGGGUUCAAUCGUUAAAGAAACAUUUAAGGUAGUGGCUUUAUUAAAUAUGUAGAUGGUAGAUGCCUGAAGCUGUAGUUCUUCUUCUGAUUAAUUCCUCUUUGUUACUUAAAGGACAAAAAUUUCUUUGUGCAACAAAUGAAAACAAGUUUUAGAAGAAUAAAAGAAAUGACGUACCGAGCCUGUGUAUAUUUAUCUCUAACCAAUAAAUAUCGUUCUUCAAUGAA